This is a messenger RNA of Guillardia theta CCMP2712, 372 nucleotides long. RefSeq lists its product as hypothetical. Gene Ontology annotation, biological process: protein quality control for misfolded or incompletely synthesized proteins; positive regulation of proteolysis; proteasome-mediated ubiquitin-dependent protein catabolic process. The transcript has 2 exons. The coding region runs from base 1 to 372 and encodes 123 amino acids. Gene Ontology annotation, molecular function: ubiquitin protein ligase activity; protein-folding chaperone binding. The record is from RefSeq and is a predicted model, not a curated record. Gene Ontology annotation, cellular component: cytoplasm. Lineage: Eukaryota; Cryptophyceae; Pyrenomonadales; Geminigeraceae.
AUGGGCGCUAGCAGGUUUCGAGAAGAAGGAAGGAUUCUCUUUCGGGAGGGAGAAUGGGAGAAGGCAGCAGAGUCUUUCACCAAGGCCAUAGAAGCCUCAUGCAAACUCCCCGUCCUCCUCACAAACCGCGCCCUCUGCAACCAGAAGCUUGAGAGGUGGGAGCUGGUGGAAAAGGAUGCGCGCGAGGCGAUCGAGCAUCCUGAAGGAAGCACGUCGGUGAAGGCUCACUACCUGCUGGGCAAGGCGCUGCUGGAGCAGAAGAAGUUUGGACAGGCCAUGGAGUCGCUCCUGAAGGCAAUGUCGCUGUCCUCCUCCCCAGACUUCAAGUCCUACAGGAGGACGAGAAGGUCACGGCGAGCUGGUUGGGGCUAG